This is a messenger RNA of Plutella xylostella (diamondback moth), 2079 nucleotides long. RefSeq names its product UDP-glycosyltransferase UGT47A1 (gene UGT47A1). The record is from RefSeq and is a predicted model, not a curated record. Lineage: Eukaryota; Metazoa; Arthropoda; Insecta; Lepidoptera; Plutellidae. Gene Ontology annotation, molecular function: UDP-glycosyltransferase activity.
AGAUGGUCCCGAAGUCCUUAAAAACAGCCGGCACUAGCAUUCGCACAAACAUCGUCCGCGUCCACAGCACUAUAAACAUCAUCAAUCAGUUUCACGCACAUUCAUUUAAUCCGGGUGUGUAAGAGGCGGCGAGAACAUUGCACCUGGGUAUAGGGUGUCCCGCGACUGAGGAGAAGGAGAGUGUGCGUUCAAGGUUGGGCGGAGCGGCAGGUGCCGGGGUUAUCGCGAGCGGGCAGGGCGGCGGCGGCGCGCGCGGCGGUCGGGCACAGCUAGCGCGGCGGCGGAGCGAUGCGGGUGUGGAGUCUGCUGGUGCUGGUCGCGGCGGCGGACGCGGCGCGCCUGCUGGUGGUGCUGCCCACCAACACGCGCAGCCACCACGCCAUGUACGGCCGCCUCAUCGCCGCCCUGGCCGACCGGCAACACAAUAUCACUGUCAUCACACACUUUCCUAUGAAAAACCCACCAUCAAAUGUGGAGGAAAUCAGCCUCGCCGGGACGAUACCGGAGAUCGUGAACAACCUGACCCGGCAGUACAACUCGGUGAAGCCGGAGUUCGUCCACAACCUGGAGCAGAUCAUCAACGAGUGCGUGAUGUCUUGCGAGACGGUCUCGCAGAUGCCGUCGAUCAAGGCGCUGCUGAACUCGACGAUGGCAUUCGACCUGGUGAUAGUGGAGGUGUUCGGGACGGAGUGCUUCCUGCCGGUGGCGCGGCGGUUCCAGGCGCCGGUGGUGGGGCUGCUGUCCAGCGUGCCGCUGCCGUGGGUCAACGAGCAGCUGGGCAUGCCCGACGCGCCCGCCUACGUGCCCAGCUACAUGAUGGGCUACGGACAGCGCAUGAGCCUCUGGGAGAGGUUCUCCAACACUGCCGCUGUUAUUUGGGCGAAGAUUCUCUACAAAUAUAAAUCGCAGAUUCCGUCGCAGGCAGUAGCAGACCGUCUGUUUGGGCCCGGGCCGAGCCUCGAGACGCUAGCGCAGAACUACAGCCUGGUGCUGUCCAACAGCCACUUCAGCAUCAACGAGGUGCGCCCGCUGGUGCCCGCCAUGAUCGAGGUCGGCGGGCUGCAUCUAGACGACUCACAAACACUCACUAAGGACCUCAAGACGUUUCUGGACGAUUCAAAAGAGGGCGUGAUAUACUGGAGUUUCGGCUCCAUGUCCCGCAUCGAGACGCUCCCGGCGGACAAGCUCUCGCAGAUGUUCCACGUGCUGGCAGAGCUGCCGCAAAAGGUGCUCGUCAAGAUGAACACAGCCUUACUGCCGAAGGACAUCAAAGUACCAAGCAAUGUUUAUACCAAGGACUGGAUACCGCAGUACAAGACUUUAUGUCACCCGAACGUCCGUCUGUUCAUAUCGCACGGCGGCCUACUAGGCACGCAGGAGGCGGUGGCGUGCGGAGUGCCCAUGAUGACGGUGCCUCUGUACGCGGACCAGGCGCUCAACGCGCGCGCAAUGAGCGACCGCGGCUGCGCGCGCGCGCUCACCAUCAAGCAGAUCAACACCAGGACUUGGAGGGAGAGCCUGACCGAUAUAUUGAAUAAUCCGGCUUACAAGGAAAACGCGUUGAAAGUACGAGACAUAUUUCUGGACCGGCCGAUACCACCCCUAGAAAUGGGUGUUUACUGGAUAGAGUAUGUGCUCAGACAUAAGGGCGCGCCUCACCUGCGAUCGCCGGCUCUAGACCUACCACUCUAUCAAUACCUUCUAUUAGAUGUAGUGGCAAUAGCCUUAGCUAUCACUUUAUUAAUACUGUUCAUUCUUCACAAGUUAUUUAGGUAUCUUAGCACCCGAUGUUUAACGUGGUGGCCGAAAGAGAAGCUCAUUUUCGAAAAGAGUCUGUUGAGAAGGAAUAGUUUCCUUCUGUUCCUUUUAAAGUUUAAAAUUAAAACUAAUUAACCAGUGAUCAAUCAAUGCAUUUAAGUUAGAUAUUGUAAAUAAUUAAUUAGUGUAAGUAAGACUUAAGUAUUUAUAACAUUAAAAUGAUAUAUUUUUCUGCCAAUAUUUAUUGUAAGGAGUGGUAUGAGUGGUAACAGCUGAGCAUUAAUAUUAUGUUCAGCUUUAAUAAAUAUUAUGUGGUACAUU